GCACACAGAGUAUUGUGCAUGGAAUGAAAAAAGAUUCACCCUAGAACCAAAAACAAGGUAGCGACGAUACGCUCGUCUCCAGACACUUUCGCUAGACUGGAUACGAGGUUAUGGCUACUUCAGUGUGUUAUGGCCAUCAUAUCAAACAGAGAGGACUAACGUAUCACAAUGGUGGAAGAGAAGUCAAAAUUCCAAAAAGAUAAUGUGUCACAGUCAGUUGCCAAGGAAACUAAUGAGGAAAGUCAUGCUUGUUUUGGAUUUCACCACCAUCGACCGAGCAUCAUGCAUAAGGAGGUUGAAGUGGAGACGGAGUUCGGAAAUGUUCACUGCACCGUAAUGGGGGUUCACAAGGGCAACCGCCCCGUCAUCAUGACCUUCCACGAUAUCGGACUGAAUCACCAUUCGUGCUUCAGUCCCCUGUUCAGUCAUGAGGACAUGCAGGAGAUCUUAUGGCACUUUGUCGUGUGUCAUGUUCACGCUCCUGGACAGCAUGAGGGUGCCUCUUCUCUACCCUCUUUGUACCCCUUCCCCUCCAUGGACCAGCUCUCUGAGGCUCUCCUCCAGGUUCUGGAUCACUUUCGGUUCCAGACUGUCAUUGGACUUGGUAGCGGUGCAGGUGCCUAUAUCCUAACCAAAUUUGCUCUAAACCAUCCAGACAAGGUUGAGGGACUUGUCCUCAUCAACAUCAAUGUUCGUGCAGAGACCUUGAUGAAUUCAGUUGCACACAAGUUGACCGGCUGGAUCCAUGCACUGCCUGACUACGUGAUCAACCACAUGUUUGGAAAGGAUGAGAUCCAGAACAACCCAGAUCUGAUCGCCAUGUACCGCAACCACAUCACUCAUAGUGUCAACCAGUCCAACCUGGCCCAGUUCAUCAAGUCCUACCAGAACCGCAGGGACCUAGAGAUAGAGAGGCCCAUCCCAAGGGGGAGCUCUAGUGCCAGGACUCUGAGUUGCCCAGCUUUGCUGGUGGUGGGUGAUGGCUCUCCUGCUGUAGAGGCUGUAGUCGACUGCAAUGCAAAGCUCAACCCAACCAAGACCACGCUGCUCAAGAUGGCUGACUGUGGAGGACUUCCUCAGGUGAGCCAGCCGGGUAAACUGACGGAGGCCUUGAAGUACUUCAUCCAGGGAAUGGGCCACAUGCCCUGGGCCAGCAUGACCAGGCUGGGGCAUUCCCGUGCCACCUCGGCCUCUGGCAUCACCUGCGACAGCGACCUGAGCCACUCUCAGCCCGCCGAAAGCCAGCACAGCCACGCGCACAUCUACGCAUCGAGAGAGAGUGCCUCCGACAAAACCGCGGAGCAGAACGUGACCGCCUCCAGCAGCAGGACCGAGUUGGCCUGCUAGAGAUGUCACUUUUAGCUCCUAGGUUGGGUCAAAUGACACGCUUUUCCCCCUACAAUUAGUCAAUAGUAGUGCCCCAUUUAGAGAAUAAGGUGUGUUUUGGGAUGCUGGCAAGGGGCCGUUAACACACUUCCUGUUGAACCCUAUCUUCUGUUGCACCCUACUGCCUGAUCUACUGCAGACAAUAAAUCAAGUGGAUGUCAUUGCUUCUGGGUAAUUGAGUUUAUAGCCCAGUGAUUAUCAAACUGGAUGCCAUUCGGGGGGGAACGUAUGUAAUAUGUGUUCUAUUCUGUGGAUAUGUAUCUAUUGUCAUUGUUACAAUUGAGUAUUUCUGCAAAAAUACACUUGGAAUGUGUGGUUAUGUCGAGGAUUAGAGGUGUUUACACGAGAUCGUCUGUGGCUACUGUUUAGCUUAUUUUGAGAUCAUAGAACAGAUCAAUACUCCCAUAUUUUGUUACUUUAUAACAUGAAGUGAUGUGUAAUACACAAAAACAUAUUGGUUCCCAUUUAAAUUAGCCUGGAACUAAUUACAUGCAUUUCAAUAUGGUGAAAUCUUUCCAAUUCUAAAUAAGACAUUUUCCGUAUACUACAUAUACAAUGUAUAGUUAACGUAAACUUUUUUCCAUUAAAGAAGUAGUUAAAAUGCUGCAGAAAUGUUUUCUACAAAAUGACUUCUGAAAUACUGGUCGCUGUAUGAAUCUUCAUACUGACACAUGAUACUGCUACUGGUGUUUAUUUGAGCCAGAGGGAUGUGCAGAAGGUACUGGAUGGGCAGUUGGAUGCAGUAUGUUCUUUAAGACGUGGGAUUUUUGGGUCUUCAGUACUUUGCCGAUUAGUCUCAGUCUCAGUAAAUGGUAAAACACUGAGUAUUUAGGUUCAGAUUUCCAAUCAAAACAGUUUUUCAGUCUGACUCUGGCCACAUAGAGUGAAAAGGAGUGCAA
Molecule: messenger RNA, 2285 nt
Organism: Esox lucius (northern pike)
Lineage: Eukaryota; Metazoa; Chordata; Actinopteri; Esociformes; Esocidae
Gene: ndrg1b
Product: N-myc downstream regulated 1b
Exons: 12
Coding region: 169-1347 (392 amino acids)
Biological process (GO): signal transduction
Cellular component (GO): cytoplasm
Source: RefSeq, a predicted model, not a curated record